Molecule: messenger RNA, 291 nt
Organism: Papilio polytes (common Mormon)
Lineage: Eukaryota; Metazoa; Arthropoda; Insecta; Lepidoptera; Papilionidae
Product: LIM and senescent cell antigen-like-containing domain protein 2
Exons: 3
Biological process (GO): cell-cell adhesion; positive regulation of integrin-mediated signaling pathway; cell-cell junction organization
Cellular component (GO): cytoplasm; cell-cell junction; focal adhesion
Source: RefSeq, a predicted model, not a curated record
GGCUACCACUUCACGUGCGCGACGUGCGGCGUCGAGCUCGACCACACGGCGCGCGAGGUCAAGCAUCGCCCGGGGUACGCCGCCAACGAUGUGAACAAUCUUUUCUGUCUGCGUUGCCACGACAAAAUGGGCAUCCCCAUUUGCGGCGCGUGCCGUCGCCCCAUCGAGGAGAGAAUCGUCACCGCGCUCGGCAAGCAUUGGCAUGUUGAGCAUUUCGUUUGUGCCAAAUGUGAGAAACCAUUCCACGGGCACCGGCACUACGAGAAGAAAGGUCUGGCGUACUGCGAGCAG